Molecule: messenger RNA, 501 nt
Organism: Aphanomyces astaci
Lineage: Eukaryota; Oomycota; Saprolegniomycetes; Saprolegniales; Verrucalvaceae
Exons: 3
Coding region: 1-501 (166 amino acids)
Source: RefSeq, a predicted model, not a curated record
AUGCGUACACGUGUUGCCCUACUGUUGUUCGACGUUGCUGAACGACAGCCCUUGCUACUCACCCGACUGCGUGUGAUCUUGAGAGGGCGUGCCGCAGCCGCCGAACGUCUGACCAUCCCAGAUGCCUCGUUUACAUUGUCAUGCUACAAUGACGCCGACUGUUUGGACAAGUUCCGAUCCAACAAAACGGACAUUGGACGACUUGUUGUCGGUCUGGCGUUACCUGAUGUUGAUUGUCGUGAACGAACGGCACGCACCAAAAUCGAGGCCGUUUGCGUCCUGCUCCGACGUUGUGCUGUGCCCGACAGGCUAGCGUGCAUGCACCACAACAAGGUUGGCGUUCAAGUGUGGCGGACAUCAGCUCAUUUCGAUGAUGCGACGAUUGCCGAGUGGUGUGGCGCCGGCACUGGCGAACAACCGGUCACACUGCGACGCGAAACUGGCCUCGAAGACGGCGUUUUUGUCGGGACGGUGAUUGCUGCAACUUCGUCGUUUGUGUAA